Molecule: messenger RNA, 3466 nt
Organism: Nerophis lumbriciformis (worm pipefish)
Lineage: Eukaryota; Metazoa; Chordata; Actinopteri; Syngnathiformes; Syngnathidae
Gene: hmx3b
Product: H6 family homeobox 3b
Biological process (GO): regulation of transcription by RNA polymerase II
Cellular component (GO): nucleus
Molecular function (GO): RNA polymerase II transcription regulatory region sequence-specific DNA binding; DNA-binding transcription factor activity, RNA polymerase II-specific
Source: RefSeq, a predicted model, not a curated record
UGUGUUUUCUUUUGUAAUAUUUUUUUUUAAUGAAUUAAGUAACGUUUAUGACAACCUUUUUCCAAAUCACAAUAUAGAAUGUGAGAUAUAACAGGAUAAUGCAUACAUUUAUCAUUGCUUUUCAAAAUGCUUACAAAAAAGUGGGACCCCAAAAAUGCACUGCGGGACCCCAUUUUUAUGACUUGAUGGGGUCCCUGGGACCCCAUUUUGACAAUUCCUUUGAUAAUGCAUACAUUUAUCAUUUAUUUACAAAUAAGUGAGACCCCAAAAAUGUACUUCGGGACCCCAUUUUUAUGACUUGACGGGGUCCUAGGACAACAUUUUGACAAUUCCUAGGAUAAUGCAUACAUUUAUUAUUUAUUUACAAAAAAGUGGGACCCCAAAAAUUUACUGCGGGACCCCAUUUUUAUGACUUGAUGGGGUCCCUGGGACCCCAUUUUGACAGUUCCUAGAAUAAUGCAUACAUUUAUCAUUUACUUACAAAAAGUGGGCCCCCAAAAAUGUACUGCGGGACCCCAUUUUUAUGACUUGAUGGGGUCCCUGGGACCCCAUUUGGACAAUUCCUUUGAUAAUACAUACAUUUAUCAUUUAUUUACAAAUAAGUGAGACCCCAAAAAUGUACUUCGGGACCCCAUUUUUAUGACUUGACAGGGUCCUUAGGACCCCAUUUUGAAAAUUCCUAGGAUAAUGCAUACAUUUAUCAUUUGUUUACAAAAAAGUGGGACCCCAAAAAUCUACUGCCGGACCCCAUUUUUAUGACUUGACAGUGUCCCUUUGACCCCAUUUUGACAAUUCCUAGAAUAAUGAAUACAUUUAUCAUUUAUUUACAAAAAAGUGGGACCCCAAAAAUGUCCUGUGGGACCCCAUUUUUAUGACUUGACGGGGUCCCUGGGACCCAAUUUUGAAAAGUCCUAGAAUGAUGCAUACAUUUAUGUACAAAAAAGUGGGACCCCAUUUUUAUGACUUGAUGGGGUCCCCCCGACCCCAAUUUGAAAAUUCCUAGGAUAAUGCAUACAUUUAUCAUUUAUUAACAAAAAAGUGGGACCCCGAAAAUUGACUGCGGCACCCCAUUUUUAUGACUUGACGGGGUCACUGGGGCCUCAUUUUGAAAAUUCCUAGGAUAAUGCAUACAUUUAUCAUUUAUUUACAAAAAAGUGGGAUCCCAAAAAUGUACUGCGGGACCCCAUUUUUAUGACUUGAUGGGGUCCCUGCGACCCCAUUUUUAAAAUUCCUAGGAUAAUGCAUACGGUACAUUUAUCAUUUAUUUACAAAAAAGUGGGUUCCCAAAAAUUUACUGUGGGGCCCCAUUUUUAUGACUUGGAGACCCCAUUUUGAAAAUUCCUAGGAUAAUGAUAUACAUUUAUCACUUGUUUACAAAAAAGUUGGACCCCAAAAAUUUGCUGUGGGACCCCAUUUUUAUGAUUUGACUGGGUCCCUAGGACCCCAUUUUGACAAUUCCUAGAAUAAUGCAUACAUUUAUCAUUUUGUUUACAAAAACGUGGGACCCCAUUUUUAUGACUUGAGGACCCCAUUUUGAAAAUUCCUAGGAUAAUGAUAUACAUUUAUCAUUUGUUUACAAAAAAAAGUGGGCCCCCAAAAAUGUACUGCGGGACCCCAUUUUUAUGACUUGAUAGGGUCCCUGGGACCCCGUUUUGAAAAUUCCUAGCGCCAACACUGAUGGAGUACUGGUGCGUGCAAAAAGGCAGCAGGUGGCUGUGGCCUGUGGGCCGGUUCUAAUACUAAUCAAAUAUAGAUCAUUCAUUCUGGCCCGCGGGCCCUGACUUGGACACCUAGGGAAUAUCCAUAUUGUCUUUUCAGCAGGCAGAAGUCAAAUAUUUCAGCACAUUUGGCUUUGUGUUCCCUUUUGAGACUAAUUCUUUAAUGAACUGGCAGGUGAUUGUGGAAGUGAAAAAACCAGAAUGAAUGUGCUCCUCUUUCAAUCUAAUUGGAUGAUAAGUGUCCAUGACAAAACUCCCCUCUUCCCAGUUUCAUCCAAUCCCACGUGAUCAUCUCUCUGUCCAAUCACAAGGACAAGAGAGGCUUUUUUUAAACCAGGAUGUCAUCUUUUAUGUCAUCAUUGUGUCUGUGGAAGCUCAAGCAAGUUCACCUCCCUCUCAUCACAGGAUACUUCUGGAACUUUUUUUUCUUUUUAAAUGUAUUUUUGAUGUUGCUGCAUGUUGCUUGUCUCCGGUUGUAUGUAUGGUGAUCCUGCAGGUGUUGGAACUAAGCGCUGAUGGCAGGUGCACAAGAGAGCCGCCAGUCCCCGAAGGACGCCAUCAAGUUCUCCAUCAAGAACCUGCUCAGCAUGGAGGACCACAAGAGCCCAGGCUGCAGGCCCAAGAGCUCCCUGCAGGGCGGCCCGUCCAAGGGGCUUCUGGAGGGAAGCUUCUUCUCCCGGCUCGCCGACUUGUCUCUGCCGGGCUUGGAGCUCCUGCCCCCGCCGCGGCUCGGCCUGUCCGCGGCCCCCUGGUGGUACCCGUACAGCCUCGGUGCUCAUCUCAAAGCUGCAGGCUCAGACAAGGAGCAAUUGCUGCUGCACGAGAGGCGCACCCCUGAUCUCCCCAAGAGUGACCCCAAAGAAGAAAGUGCAGAAGACGAUGAAAGCGACCUGGACGAAGCCAAGACGAAGGACCCAGAGGACGACUGGACGAGGAAGCCUCAUGACGACGACCCCUUGGACUCUGCGGACAAGAAGCCGUGCAGGAAGAAGAAGACCCGCACCGUGUUCUCCAGGAGUCAGGUGUUCCAGCUGGAGUCCACCUUCGACAUCAAGCGCUACCUGAGCAGCUCGGAGAGGGCCGGCCUGGCCGCCUCGCUGCGCCUGACCGAGACCCAGGUCAAGAUCUGGUUCCAGAACCGCAGGAACAAGUGGAAGAGGCAGCUGGCCGCAGAGCUGGAGGCGGCCAACCUGAGCCACGCCGCGGCGCAGAGGAUUGUGCGGGUGCCGGUGCUGUACCACGACAACGGAGCACCGGAGAGCGGCGGAAGCCCGGCUGCAGGCUCCCCCGGAAGCCAAACUUCUUUUUUGGCCUUUUCCCACCACAUGUACUAUCCACAUCCGGUCCCUCUACUGAGGCCUGUGUAACACUUUAUAUAUUAUCCUUUAAUGUGCUCUUCCUUAAUGUUUUUUUUUUUUUGGUAUUUGUCAUGAAAUGCUCCAAAGUGCUUGAAUAUAUUUUCAUGUGCAAAAUUGUACAUAAUGUAUUUUUCAGACUCUUGUGUUUGUGUUAUGUCACACUGUGGGAUUUCAUAUUUUGAUAUUUCUUAUAUGGUGCAAUACAACCAUAUUGACGUUAUAUAGGUCACGACCCAAAAUUGAUGUAUAUGCUUUGUAACACAAUGGACAAUCAGUCACCAUCAUUGUAAAUUAAACCAACUAUGAAGCCAAAAAAAAAGAUAGCGUUUCACUUAUAUUGUUUCUGAAAUAGACCUUAUGUUGUCCAAGUAAAAUUGCUCCAAAAAACUU